AUGCGGGACCUCUUCUUGACGCCACAUCCCCUGGAAGAGCGCAGUCAGAUGGUCCAUGACUUGAGGGCCGCGGUGCUUGGAGACAUCAACAGGGCUAGCGUCCGAUCGGGGUGCUUUCUUGCUGGAGAGCUGUUUCAGGGCCCUGAUGGUUUCGUGGAAAGAGGACGAGAGGUCGAGGUCGAAGUCCUCGCUGGUCUGCGCUUGCGACAAUCGGGCGAUGACGGCGUCGAAGGUGGUGUAGGGGCGGUUAAGUACGCCUCGGCCAAUCGCUGUAUAAUUUGUGUCUUCUCAGGGAGGAGGAUACUGCCGUCGGCUCUGAGGAGAGUAGCAGUGCCUUUGGUUUGCAGUCUCUGGACAGAUUAGACCGCGAAAAAUAA
Spirometra erinaceieuropaei is the source of this 377-nucleotide messenger RNA. Lineage: Eukaryota; Metazoa; Platyhelminthes; Cestoda; Diphyllobothriidea; Diphyllobothriidae. The record is from the annotation of a GenBank genome assembly.